Colletotrichum acutatum is the source of this 1101-nucleotide messenger RNA. Its product is annotated as peroxidase. The record is from RefSeq and is a predicted model, not a curated record. Bases 1 to 1101 code for a protein of 366 amino acids. Gene Ontology annotation, molecular function: peroxidase activity; heme binding. NCBI's taxonomy places the organism in Eukaryota, Fungi, Ascomycota, Sordariomycetes, Glomerellales, Glomerellaceae. The transcript has 2 exons. Gene Ontology annotation, biological process: cellular response to oxidative stress; response to reactive oxygen species; hydrogen peroxide catabolic process.
AUGGCCGGACCGAAAGCACUCAUUGCUCUGACGGCACUCGUAGCCGUUGCUACUGCCUACCCCGGCAUGGGACGGGGCGGCGCCGGAACGAGCCACGGAGAUAUGAUGGCGCAUCUCGCUAGCCGAGAGGGUGCCGCAGACAACCAAAAUCUCGGUGAUCUCCUCAAGAUUCCCGACGGAUCCUUGUCCGACGUCGGCAAGGAUGUCAAGGGCAUCCUCACGGGCUCCGGAUCGCCAACCACGUCCGAUGCCGCGAGCGGCAAUCUCCCUGAUCUCGGCAGCUCUGACUGCAACGCGGAUAAGUGCUGCGUGUGGCAACAUGUCGCUGCCGACCUGAUGCCCACCUUCCGUGACGAUAACGGCUGCACUGACCCUGCCCGCGCCGCCAUCCGCCUCGGGUUCCAUGAUGCUGCUGGGUGGAGCUUGAACACCGGCGACCUCGGCGGUGCCGAUGGUUCCAUCGUCCUCGCUCCCGAGGAAAUCGGGCGCCCUCUCAACAAGGGCUUAGAGGAGAUCGUAUCGCAGAUGAAGACGUGGUUCGACAAGUACAAGGACCACGGUGCCGGUAUGGCAGACUUGAUCCAGUUCGCCGCCAACGCUGCGACGGUGGCAUGCCCUGGCGGACCGAGAAUCAAGACUUUCGUCGGCCGCAAGGACUCUUCCGUGGCUGCUCCCGAUGGUUUGCUUCCGGACCCGAAGGACCCUGCCGACAAGUUGAUCGAGCUGUUUGGCAACAAGACCAUCACCGCCCCUGGUCUCGCUGCCCUCGUCGGUGCGCACACUGCCAGUCGUCAACGCUUCUUCGACACAUCCAAGGUCAACGCCCCGCAGGAUACCACGCCCAAUGUCUGGGAUGUUGACUUCUACGGACAAACUUUGGCUGGAGCUCCUGCCGAGGUUGUGACCUUCCCUAGUGACACGGUUCUGUCCAAGGAUCCCCGUUCGGGCCCAGCCUUCCAGGCCUUCGCUAAUAAUGCACCUCUUUGGGGUGGAGCAUAUGCCAAGCAGUACCUCCGUUUGAGUCUCCUUGGUGUCUUUAACAUCAACGACUUGACUGAUUGCAGCAAGGCGCUCCCCGCCGGCACCGGUGUUAAAAGAUAG